AUGGCGUUCCUGAAACUGAUCUUUCCGUUUGCCUCUCAGUAUCUCGUAGAGAACUCUCCAGCUGGGGAAACAACAAAAGCAAACAUAUCACAAGCACUCGAGGUGCUAGACUUGCCAGCGAAUGAUAAAGUGGUCAUUGUUGGACCAGACAGAGUGGAGAAAACAUCCCUAGUAUUUCAAGCAGCAGUAAGCUCCGCAGCUUCAGGCAUCAAGACAGCAUACAUAUGCACUCACCCACUGCGGCGGCUUCCCACUUCCAUCCACGGCAUGGUGGCACCAGAACCCAGUGUCAUGAAAAAUGUGGACUUUAUAUAUCUGGAAGAAGCCAGUGAGCUGAUUGGCUGGUUUGCUGGAGCUCACACAAGGACAAACUUCCCUGGCUGUAUUAUAGUUGAAGAUAUACUGACAUAUGCCUCCCAGCUCUGUGACAGAAAUUUAGAGAGAAGUCUGGCAAAAUUGUGUGCAAUCAUUACUGACUCUGUGGCCUGGAUUGCAUCUCACACAGAACUAAAGCGUUGUAAUGUUUUGCUGACUGCACCUUCUAGGAUUGCCUCCCUUUCAAAUGUGUUGUCUUUGUUUCAUUUCACAAUAGCCACCUAUGAAGGUCCAGGCAAGGGAAUGGAUUCUUUGCUAAGCUAUGAAACAGACCAGUGUUCUGUCACUGUCAGAUUCUGUCGUAAGAAAGAUGUCAUCUGCAUGACGAGUGUUCACACAUCGAUGCUUAAUAAAUCAUGA
This is a messenger RNA of Candidula unifasciata, 735 nucleotides long. Lineage: Eukaryota; Metazoa; Mollusca; Gastropoda; Stylommatophora; Geomitridae. The record is from the annotation of a GenBank genome assembly.